AUGGCAGGCGGUGGCGGCGGCGGCGUCGAGCUCGGGCUGGCGAGGGGAGCGCGGCCUGGUGUCGCUGCUGCCCGUGGCCGGAGGAGGCCGAGGGCGGAGAGGAGGAGGAGGAGGACGAGGCGCCGGCGGUUCCCCUCAGGCGGCUCCUGCCAUCCUGCCCAAGAUGGCGGCGCGCGGCUGAGGCGGUUUCGGCCCCUCGCCUCGGCGGCGGCGGCGGCGGCCUCCCCUUCUGGUGGCUGCCUCCCUCUCUCCGUCCUCCCUUGCCAGCCCCUCGGCCGCGUCCCGCCCCGUCUCCUCCUCCUCCUCCUCCGCGCCCCCUCGCCAUUCCGCCCGCCCUCGGGAGCCGAGCAGGCGGAGCAGGCGCCGCAGGCUGAGCGAGCGCGGAGACAGGGGGCCCCGGGCGCCCAGGAGCCCCGCCAAGGGAGCCGGGGCCCCAGAAGAAGGAGGAGGAGGAGGCCGAGGAGAACCGCCAGCGCCCGCCGCCCCAGCAGCAGCAGCAGGAGGACGGGAGGGCCGCCCCCGCCGCGCUCCUCGCCGGCCCCGGGCGCGCCCGGUCCUCCUCGCCGCCGCCGCCAAGGAAGGCGACGACCCCCGGUCCUUCCCCGCCCAGGAGGGAGGCCUCGGCCCGGCCGGAGGCAGCAGAAUUCAGUAAUUGAUGCUGAGGACUUAAGCUGA
Podarcis raffonei (Aeolian wall lizard) is the source of this 675-nucleotide messenger RNA. Its product is annotated as proline-rich protein 2-like. The record is from RefSeq and is a predicted model, not a curated record. The transcript is spliced from 3 exons. NCBI's taxonomy places the organism in Eukaryota, Metazoa, Chordata, Lepidosauria, Squamata, Lacertidae. Bases 1 to 675 code for a protein of 224 amino acids.